Messenger RNA from Cornus florida, 2457 nucleotides. RefSeq names its product putative disease resistance RPP13-like protein 1. NCBI's taxonomy places the organism in Eukaryota, Viridiplantae, Streptophyta, Magnoliopsida, Cornales, Cornaceae. Gene Ontology annotation, biological process: defense response to other organism. Gene Ontology annotation, molecular function: ADP binding. The coding region runs from base 254 to 2161 and encodes 635 amino acids. The record is from RefSeq and is a predicted model, not a curated record. The transcript has a single exon.
UAUUCAUAUUUGUUGUCCAUCACUCAUUUUCUAUCAACUAUACAAGUGGUGUGAAUUAUUUCCACAUUGGCCGACAAUCUCGAACGACUCUACCCUUUUCGUCAACCCUCUUUGUCUUGCACUUGUUGGUCUGAAUUUGAUUACUUGCAGCAAAACCCAUUUUGAUCUAUCAUAUUGUGUAUUGCUCAAUCUUUCACAAACUCACCCCCAUCUCUUUCUUAUUCCUUUGCUUAUUGCUCUACGAACCAGAUCGAUGGAGGUUGCCAUGGAGGUUGCUGCGGGGGUGUUUCUGGGGCCUAUCUUUGAGAAGCUGCGAGACAUUUUGGUGUCUCUGGUGGUGCCAAACUAUUCCCGUCCAGAGGAAAUCGAUCUCAAUCUUGAGUUGAAGAAGUUGCAGAAAAUGUUGCCUGAGAUUCGUGCUGUUCUCGCCGCCGCAGAGGAGAAGCAGAUGACAGAUGAAAGGGUCAAAUCGUGGAUGGACGAUCUCACGGACUUGGUUUACGAUUUGGAUGAUUUGCUCGACGAUUUCGCUACUGAAUCUUUGCGAAUCGAGGCAGAAUCUGAAGCUAGCAGUAGCACCACUCCUCCUAGUAAGAUGCAAAAACUCAUCUCUACUUGUUUCACACGUUUCACUACUCCUAGUGCUGCUGUUAAGCUUGAUUACAAUAUGAUGUCCAAAGUAAAAGAAAUCAACGACAGAUUAAAAGAUAUUGAAGCUCGCAAGAAUACCCUGAAUUUGAAUGUAGAUGUUGGAGGGAAUAGAUCCAACACAGUGCCAGGAAGACGGGAAACCACUUCUUUGGUAGUCAAAUCUGAUGUCUAUGGUAGAGAAGAAGAUAAAAAUGCUAUUCUUGACGAGUUGUUGAAGGCUGAAACUAGUGAUGAUAACAAAGUGUCUGUCAUUCCUAUUGUGGGUAUGGGAGGGAUCGGUAAGACAACUCUGGCUCGGCUGGUAUAUGAUGAUGAUCGACUAAAGGGUCAUUUUGAUCUCAAGGCAUGGGUCUGUGUUUCUGAUGAUUACGAUGCUGUUAGAGUGACGAAGACAAUCCUUGAGGUGGUGACUUCAAAGUCUCAUGAGUUACAGGCUUUAGAUAUGCUUCAGGUGAAACUGAAGGAGAGCUUGUCAGGCAAAAGAUUUCUUCUUGUUUUGGAUGAUAUUUGGAACGAGAAGUAUGCAGACUGGGAGCUCCUACGACGUCCUUUUAUGUUUGGGGCACCUGGGAGCAAAAUUAUCGUCACAACUCGGCUUGAAAACGUUGCAUCAACCAUGAGUCUGUCUCCAAGUUAUCCUCUAAAAUUGCUGUCCAAAGAUGAAUGUCUAUCCUUAUUUACUCAUCAUGCACUCGAGAAACAAAACUUUGAUGCACAUCCAAAUCUGAAAGGAAUUGGCGAGGAAAUAGUGAGUAAAUGUAAAGGGUUGCCUUUGACAGUCCUAACACUUGCUGGCCUCUUGCGCACUAAGAAACUCCAGAGUGAGUGGGAGAAUAUAUUGAAUAGCAGAAUAUGGGAUUUACCUGAACAAAGAAGUGGUAUUCUUCCUGCUCUUAAGUUGAGCUAUCACCAUCUCCCAUCCCAUUUGAAGCAAUGCUUUGCUUACUGUGCGAUAUUUCCAAAGGACUACGAGUUUGACAAAGACGAGCUAGUUUUGUUGUGGAUGGGGGCAGGUCUUUUGCCGCGGUCAACAGAAAAGAAUCAGAUGGAAGAUUUUGGCAAACAAUAUUUUGAUGAUUUGUUAUCAAGGUCGCUUUUUCAACAAUCAAGUGGUAGUAAGUCACUGUUUGUGAUGCAUGACCUUCUUAAUGAUCUAGCUCUACAUGUUGCCAGAAAUAUAUUCUUUAGGCUGGAUAAGUUUGAGGGUGAUGAGCAAUUUAAAAUUCCUAACCGAGCUCGGCAUUUGUCAUAUAUUCGUCAAAAAUUUGAACAACUCCAAAAGUUCAGGCCUCUAUGUGAAGUUCAGCAUUUGCGAACUCUGUUAGCAUUACCAAUUCAGGCACAUGCUUGGGAUAAUUAUUACUUGGCAAACAAGGUUGUGUUUGAUUUAUUACCAAAGUUACGAUGUUUAAGGGUGCUUUCUUUGUCUGGUUAUUACAUAACUGAGCUACCGGACUCAAUUGGUGAUUUGAAACUGUUGGGAAACGUGCAAAUUUUUAAAACUUUUUGAGGGAUUUGCAAUCAUAGAUCUUGAUUCAUUACAUGGAGACAAGUUUUAUGCAAAGAUAAAUAAAAGAUGAUGCAUAAUUCAAUAAACAGAUUGAAUACUCACAUCAAAGGUCUGAGUAAACCUUUUGAACUUUCCUCUAAAGUGAAUGUUCUCACUUAUUGUAGAUCCCUUUAGCAAGAUCCUUUCUCCUUCUUUUUGAUUAUUAUCUUCCCUUUAGGAAUCACCAAUAUGCCUUGAUGAAUGACCUUGGAAUCUAGGCUGGUGGUAGCCUCCUUUAGAAGAGAAACAAAACCCUA